AUUUUCUCACGAUUAGGGUUCAUCCUCCUCAAUGUUCAGCCUCCUCCAUGGCUAUUCUUGCUCUCCAUGACCUUCUCUCUUCCACAUGUAUAUUUGGAUUUCUUCUCUGAUCAGAAAUCAAUCGAUGAUUUCCAUUUUCUUUGCCUGCUUGUUUGAAUUUGGCCUCUGUCUUGGUUCUCACCACACUCUGCUCAGUUACAUGGUGUUUCUUCUCCAUCACUGUUGAAGGCUAUCACUCUUAUGACAAGGGACUUGUUCUAAAGGAUUUGGCUCUUGUCGUUGGAUCACACAACAAGAUAAAACGUCUUUAAACGUUGCUCGGUUCAACAAGGAUAAUUUACUGGAUGAUUCAGAUGAUGAGUUUGGAGAGAUUUUGCUAUAUUUUGCUUGCGAGGAAUAUAAUCAAUUAUAUCUUUCUAAGCAACCUUGUAGAAAUUCAGCUCUUUCAGGCCAUGAAUACGUUAUGGAAGUAUUGCACGGGCAUUGGAGUAGGUGUUAUGAUUUGUUUAGAAUGAACAAAGAUGUCUUCAAUUUAUUUUGUGGUGUUCUAAAAGAAAUUUUUUUAUUGAAGAACUCACGAUAUCUGUCUGUUGAAGAACAAGUGGCUAUGUUCUUAUUUGUGAUUGGCCAUAAUGAACGACAUCGUGUGGUUGCUGAACGAUUUCAGCACUCCAUCUCAACCACAUCACAUUAUUUUAGGAAGGUUUUGAAGGCAAUAUGUCGUCUAUCCAAAGAACUAAUUACUCCACCUUCAUUUGAUGUAACUCCUCCACAAAUUCGAUUCGAUCCAAGAUACUAUCCAUUUUUUAAGAAUUGUGUUGGAGCUAUAGAUGGGACUCAUAUUUCUGCGCAUGUUCCAAUUGAUGAACAAAUACCAUAUCGAGGUCGAAAAGUGGAUACAACUCAGAACGUUAUGUGUGUAUGUUCAUUUGACAUGAAGUUCACAUACGUUGUUCCUGGAUGGGAAGGAUCAGCUAAUGAUGCACGAAUUCUUCUAGAAUGUGCCACAAACCCAGAUUAUGGAUUUCCAAUGCCGCCCCAAGGAAAAUAUUAUCUUGUUGAUUCUGGCUAUACAAACAUGCCUGGUUUUCUUUCACCAUAUCGAGGAGAAAGGUAUCAUUUGGGCCAGUACACAGAUCUUAAUCCCAUAGGAAAAAAAGAGCUCUUCAAUUAUCGACACUCUUCCUUGAGAAAUGUCAUUGAGCGGUGUUUCGGUGUGUUGAAGGCUCGCUUUCCAAUCCUAAAACAAAUGCCUUCAUAUGAUCUAAGAAUACAAAAGUACAUUGUCAUUGCUUGCUGCGGGAUUCACAAUUUUAUAAGGACAAAUGCAGAAGCAGAUGUAUAUUUUGAUGGAGGUGAAGGAAAUUCUGAAGUACAGGCCACUACUUUACAAAGCACGGAUGGAAUUUUGACUGAUAGUGUAGAGUUCAGUAUUUCUAGAACUCAUAUACGUGAAAUGGCUCAUGUUCGUGAUGAAAUUGCUGAUCAUAUAUGGAGAGCUAGUCCACGAUAGUGAGAUUGAGUAAAGACAUUAGUUGAUUGUUAUGACUCGUUUAAUGAUUUACUUUAAGUUUGGACAAUUAUCAGUUCAUACGUUUUUUUAUUUUACUAUGUAAA
This is a messenger RNA of Humulus lupulus (European hop), 1617 nucleotides long. RefSeq names its product L10-interacting MYB domain-containing protein-like. NCBI's taxonomy places the organism in Eukaryota, Viridiplantae, Streptophyta, Magnoliopsida, Rosales, Cannabaceae. The record is from RefSeq and is a predicted model, not a curated record. The coding region runs from base 464 to 1513 and encodes 349 amino acids. The transcript has 6 exons.